AUGGGUGGGCCUUUGGUGCGCUUCGUGGAGUUCCGCACCUGCCGGGACUGGCUCUUCGCGGUCACGCCACAGCCGCAAGUGCGGCUCCUGCCGGGGAACCGCGAAGCCCUGGCCGCGGAGUCGCUGGCCCUGGGCAGCUGCACGGUGGAUCUCGCCUUCCUGAAGCGAGCAUCGCGGAGCUUUAACCGCCAGGCAGUCCCCUGUGACCCCGAGAUCCUGGUGAAGGUGGUGGCGGGGGAAGUCCCGGGCCUUUUGUACGAGUGGGACAUUCAGGAUGGCUGGGAUCCGAUCCACUUCACCAAGGUGAGGGUGCAGGUGCUCGCCUUCCAAGACUUGGAGAUCACAGAGCUCUCGAAAAACAGGACCGCGGUGGCUCUGGUGCCGGCGGUGCUGCAGCUGGAGACGGGGUCCCAGGCCUGGGAUGCCGCCGCGAGCCGUCGGGACAAAACCGAGUGGCAGGGCCUCGCCGCGCCCGGCGCCGAUGGAACCUUCGGAGCCAACGCCGCCGCGCUGCCGCGGAACUUCCGGGAGGUGUCGGACUUGUUGGCGCCCCACCGCCUGGUCUUGAAGCACUCGGCAGCCAAGGCCCAGCGGCGAGUAGAGACAUGCCGGCCGGUGUCGGUGAAAGCGGUGCUGGAGGUCCAGAAAAAGUCCAAGCACCCGCGCGCGGAGACCAGUGAGCCAAAGGGGCAGAAGAGGAGGCGCGAGGAAGCCAUGCAGGACGCUUCCGGCUUGCGCGCGCAGAGCGGAAGAAACGGCGCGCGUCGUUCGAGUCGAGCCGCGAGCAGCUUGUGCUUCGUGCCCUGGGAGCCGAUUCCCAUCUUGUACUUGAGGAUGUGGCACAGCUCCGGCGUGGCCUUCCACGAGCUGCCGCUGGGGGAGUACCUCGAAGAGGACGUGAACUUUGUGUCCCUCUCGGUGGCGCGCGACCUGCUGGGCGUGGCGCUCUGCGACAACCGCCAUCGGAUUUGGGUGGUGACCCUGGACCGCUACUUCGAGACCUGUCAGAAGAAGAUGGACUGGGAGCUGCUCAAGGAGCGGCACCGCUGCACGGAGGGCGUGGGGGUCAUGGGCCAGACCUCCAAGGCCUACCAGGAGACUUGA
Effrenium voratum is the source of this 1104-nucleotide messenger RNA. The record is from the annotation of a GenBank genome assembly. NCBI's taxonomy places the organism in Eukaryota, Dinophyceae, Suessiales, Symbiodiniaceae.